Messenger RNA from Cyclocybe aegerita, 1254 nucleotides. The record is from the annotation of a GenBank genome assembly. Lineage: Eukaryota; Fungi; Basidiomycota; Agaricomycetes; Agaricales; Hemipholiotaceae.
AUGCGUUCAACUCUCGUUCAGACCCUGACGGCUUUCGCUUUCCUUGCGGUCUCCGUCAAAGCCCAAACACCUGCUUUCCGCGGUGAACUGCUCUUGGAGCCUGGCAUCAACAGUGCAAAAUGCUUGACUGCUGCCUCCAACAACGACGGUGCAUUCGUCACCAUUCAGCCGUGCAACGGUGGAGCGUCUCAAAAAUGGACUUUCUCCGGCGGCAACAUCAAGGUCUUUGGCAACAAGUGUCUCGACGCGACUGAUGGCAGUACCACGGACGGCACGAAGAUGCAGAUCUGGUCUUGCGGAGGUAACAACCCCAACCAAGCGUUCAGCUACAGCGUCUGGGACAACCGCAUUACUUGGGUCAAUAAGGGCAAGUGCGUUGAUCUCUCGGGGGGCAGACAAGAUGAUGGCAAUCGUAUUCAAAUAUGGUCCUGCCGAACGAACAACAUCAACCAAGUCUGGAAGGCCGGAUACUCCGUCAACGCUCUUCCUCAGACCUCGCAAGAUGAGCAAUACGGUACCAACAACUGCGGCACGGGUUCCAGCCAGACCUCGAGAUGCCAGACUGCUUGGAUCAACUCUGCGAGCGACUUCUGCCUUUGGGCUCCCCCGUACCUCGGGAACGUCGGCGACACUGAGCGCAUGGCCGUCGCCUUCUGCACCAAAUCCGGCCGAGGCACACGCACCAUACCCGACGGCACGUUGAAGGGCGUCCAUUUCGUCAAGACUCCUGAAUACGUCCAGGUCACAGGAGUGGGCAAUUUCACCAACAUCAACGUUCCUCGCGGUGAUGAUGGCGGCGAGCUUGACAACAGGGGUGCUGAUGGUCGCGGAAACCCGAUUGGCGGUCUUCUCUACGGGAACAGCUUCGGCGCGAACCUCCAAUACCACGAAUGGACCAGCUUUAUCUCCGACGACGAGUUCUGCAUCCGUGCUUGCGUUGGAGCUCGCGCUACCGCCUUGUGCAACCAUAUAUACGACAUCAUGGGCUGCUACUGGAACAUCCCUGCUAACUAUAAUGCUAACCAAUAUGAAGAUUGCGACGGCAAUGCUGCCAUCCCCAUGGGCGUCUACGGCACUAGCACCUGGUACCAAGGCGUCAGCCCCACGCCUGCGCCACACCCCGCUCCGGCGUCCUCAAACUGCAGGCCUCUCCCUACCGUCUCUGUCUCUCCUGCACUCGCCCGCCGCGACAACGUGCUUAAGAUGCGCGGUGCGCCUGCAUUCCCUGGCGCAACUCCUGCUCCUUCUGUUUGA